AUGUCCGAUAUUCAAGCUUUGAACCACUUCCUUCGGAAGCCAGUUUCAUCGGACAUGAUCCAAUGUCUGGUUAACACUACCAAUUCGGUCAUUUCUGUCUCUGAACAAUCAAAGUCGGCUUACCCAUCACCACCACCCUCUCCUUUGGAUGACUCGCCAAUUCCUUCACUGUACGAAUUCAUCGAAGCUUUGAUCAACCACUCUCAUGUUCAAACACCAACCUUAAUGUCUUCUCUGGUUUAUCUUAUCAGACUGCGCGAGAUCCUUCCUCCAAAUAGCACGGGAAUGGAAACCACCAGACACAGAAUCUUUCUUGGUUGUCUUAUCCUGGCCGCCAAGAACCUCAAUGAUUCAUCUCCUUUGAACAAACAUUGGACAAAAUACACAAACGGCCUGCUCAGUCUUAAAGACGUCAACACUCUCGAGAUGGAGCUCAUCGGCUACCUUGGCUGGGAUAAUAUCAGAAUCAGACAAUCAGACCUAAUUACCGUCUUCAGUCCGUUCCUUGAGCCUAUCAAGUCCAAACUGAGACGUCAAUCAGAAGCAAGAAUAGCAAAGCACAGAGAAACAGUCAAGACAAUCACCCCUCCGCUGGGAUCGCCAACCCAACCUUUGUACGCGUCGUGGACGAAACCUCCUUCAUUGCCAUACCUGCCAUCUCCUUCGUCCUUGAGACCAAAGACCGCAGGUAUCAGAAGAACCACAGGCUCCACAAAGCUCAAUGCCAAAUACAACGCCCAGCAACAACAAUUGCAGAAACCGUUCUCUUUCCAAUCGCUUCCAACUACCGCUUCCGUCCAUUCGCUUACAACCUCCUCAUCAAUCCCUUCGCUUGCCUCCUCGAACGCCACCCUGGCUUCUUCAUACUCAACAGAUAACUUCUGUCCAAAGCCAAUGAGGCUACCAACGUCUCUGUCACGUGACUUCGAGGCCAACAAGGAAAAUCUCUCCUCGGGACCAUACCUCAAGGUCAUUAAUCCAGACCUCUUGUCUCCGAUCUACUAA
Messenger RNA from Ogataea philodendri, 1005 nucleotides. RefSeq lists its product as uncharacterized. Gene Ontology annotation, cellular component: nucleus; cyclin-dependent protein kinase holoenzyme complex. The transcript has a single exon. The record is from RefSeq and is a predicted model, not a curated record. Gene Ontology annotation, biological process: regulation of cyclin-dependent protein serine/threonine kinase activity. Bases 1 to 1005 code for a protein of 334 amino acids. Gene Ontology annotation, molecular function: cyclin-dependent protein serine/threonine kinase regulator activity; protein kinase binding. NCBI's taxonomy places the organism in Eukaryota, Fungi, Ascomycota, Pichiomycetes, Pichiales, Pichiaceae.